CACGACAAAUUUGACAUCUGGGAACGAAAGGUUUGCGUGUUCCACUGCUGCGGGUAACAUUAGUGCGUGCUCCAGUGGGAUUACCGGAGGAAGAACCGCCAUGAGAGUUACCAGAACUGCCACGGCCGGAGAAAGAGUGGUGGCGAGAGGAGUUGGUGCCGCGAGAAGAGGCACCGUGAUGAUGGGAACAGUGGAACACAGCAGGAACAGAAGCAAAUCCCUCCGUGGUGCGAAGAAAGAGGUCGUACUGUUGAGCUUGAGGCAGAAGAUCGCGUACAGGAGGAAUCGGAUCUCUGGACACCCGAUUGUCAGCAAAACCAACGAACUGGGGGCCCAAUCUGCGGAGGAACCAGUGAAACUUGUCCGACUCUUCCACCGGGCGGCCAAUUUCAGACCAUUUAUUGCAGAGAUUUUUGAAUUGACGGUCGUAUUCUUCGACAGAGAGAGAGCCACGGCGGAGGGAUUGCAAUUCAUCCCGGAGUUGAUUAGCCCGGGCAGUAGAGGAGGGAGAGAACAAUGCUUCGAGAGCGAGCUAGACAUCACGAGAAGUUGAGCAACCGACAACCUCUGCCAUAGACUCUUCGGUCACGGUGGAGAAGAGAACUCCAAAAAAAUUUUGAUCCGUGGUCUGUCAUGAUGCAUAAGCUGGGUUUGAGCUUUCAACGGAAUUAGUGAUGAUGGUCUUUGGAGGAACAGAUACUGAACCAUCAACAUAUCCAAGCAAAUCAAAGGCAGUGAGCAUGGGAAAUACUUGACUUAUCCAUAGAAGAAAAUUAGUGGAAGAGAGUUUGAUGGUAACCAUAUGAACCAUGGUUGCAAUGGGAUCUGCAGAAGCCAUGGCCGGCUUGGAAGAAGAAGACAGGCGCGGUUAAAGGGGAAGGAGGAGAAGUGUGUGGAAGUUAAACUUGUCUUAUUUGUUUUUGUGUAUUUAGUUUUGUUCUAUUUUCCGUCAAUGUUGUGUGUGUGGGGUUGGUUAAGUUUUAACAUAAACAUGAUACCAUGUUGGUACAUGCAUACGUAAAAAUAGGAGCAGUUACAUAGCAGUUCCCAUAGCAGUUUCGUUUCUUAUGUUUGUGUAUAAGUACUGGGCAUUUGUGGUGGGUUUUUUGUACCCAAAGUUACCGGGUUUUUCCCACCCAUGAAUGAAGAAAAAUUUCUUGAAAAAGCA
Molecule: messenger RNA, 1168 nt
Organism: Cuscuta europaea
Lineage: Eukaryota; Viridiplantae; Streptophyta; Magnoliopsida; Solanales; Convolvulaceae
Source: the annotation of a GenBank genome assembly